Larimichthys crocea (large yellow croaker) is the source of this 1548-nucleotide messenger RNA. It is a transcript of the gene bub3, whose product is annotated as BUB3 mitotic checkpoint protein. The record is from RefSeq and is a predicted model, not a curated record. The transcript has 8 exons. Gene Ontology annotation, molecular function: protein binding. NCBI's taxonomy places the organism in Eukaryota, Metazoa, Chordata, Actinopteri, Sciaenidae. The coding region runs from base 197 to 1177 and encodes 326 amino acids.
CAUUCGUCUCGACCAAUCAGCGACCUCUAAAGCGUCGGCAGCGCUCGCUAAGGAGUUAGCUUCACGCAGCCACAUUGCGUUACAGCGUUUCUUGUUUUCCGCGUUUAUAUAUAUAUUUUUUGUAUUUAAUCGAAAAACAAAGGGACGUUAAUUAGUCUCGCUAAAGGAGGUAAUCAGUCGACACCAAACUGAAGCGAUGACGGGCUCAAACGAGUACAAGCUGAAUCAGGGGCCGGAGGACAGCAUCUCUGCUGUCAAGUUCAGCCCCAGCACAACCCAGUUCCUGCUGGUUUCCUCCUGGGACUGUUCUGUCCGUCUCUAUGACGUUGCCAGUAACACCAUGCGGAUGAAGUACCAGCACUCGGCUCCGGUUCUCGACUGUGCUUUUUAUGACCCAACACAUUCUUGGAGUGGAGGCUUAGACGCACAAUUAACAACUCAUGAUUUGAACACAGACCAAGAUACGAUAGUUGGAACACACGAUGCCCCCAUUCGUUGCGUGGAAUACUGCCCAGAGGUCAAUGUCAUGGUAACAGGUAGCUGGGACAGAUCAGUUCGACUGUGGGACCCAAGGACACCCUGCAAUGCUGGAACCUUUACUCAGCCUGAAAAGGUUUACACGCUCUCUGUGGCUGGAGAUAGGCUGAUCGUUGGCACAGCUGGAAGACGAGUCCUGGUGUGGGAUUUGAGGAACAUGGGUUACGUCCAGCAGAGAAGAGAGUCCAGUCUCAAAUAUCAGACUCGCUGCAUCAGAGCUUUCCCCAACAAACAGGGCUACGUCUUGAGUUCAAUCGAGGGACGUGUAGCUGUGGAGUACCUGGACCCAAGCCAGGAGGUUCAGAAGAAGAAGUAUGCCUUCAAGUGCCACAGGCUGAAGGAGGAUGGAAUUGAGCACGUUUACCCCGUCAAUGCCAUCUCAUUUCACAGUGUUCAUAACACCUUCGCCACGGGUGGUUCAGACGGCUUCGUGAACAUCUGGGACCCGUUCAACAAAAAGCGCCUGUGUCAGUUCCACAGAUACCCGACUAGCAUCGCCUCACUGGCCUUCAAUAACGACGGCACCAUGCUCGCAAUCGCCUCCUCCUACAUGCACGAGAAGGGAGAUAUCAGCCACCCAGAGGACGCCAUCUUCAUCCGCCAAGUCACAGAUGCCGAGACCAAGCCCAAAUCAACCUAAGUCCACCCUGGAAUGGCUCCCUCUGCGCAUGAGGUCACAUUUGGGUUAUCUGCUGGCAUCCAGUGUACCAUUACCACAUCAUUUCCUGUCCUUUCUUUCUAUCGUGUUUGUGAAAGCUUUUCCAGGCCCUUGUUAAAUAUUUUAUUGUCUUGUGUAUGUUCUUAUCAACUAUUGUUUUUCUUGACUAAAACCGAUUUUAAUUUACACCUUUUGAUAUUUUUUUUGCUUGGUCAUUUUGGAGUUGUUGAUUUUCUGAAACAUGGACUCAACAUUUAAAACAACACUGAAGCUGACCUUGAAUCAGUCUUUUCCCUACUGAUAUGAGUUUGACACUUGCAGUCUAUAAUAAACGUUUUUAUGUAAAAGUUUGA